Messenger RNA from Laccaria bicolor S238N-H82, 1869 nucleotides. RefSeq lists its product as uncharacterized. Bases 1 to 1869 code for a protein of 622 amino acids. NCBI's taxonomy places the organism in Eukaryota, Fungi, Basidiomycota, Agaricomycetes, Agaricales, Hydnangiaceae. The record is from RefSeq and is a predicted model, not a curated record. The transcript has 5 exons. Gene Ontology annotation, molecular function: oxidoreductase activity.
AUGACCUCGACUUUGGAUUUUCUCUUCCCUACCCCUUCCGCUCCCCCUUCCCCCCUCAGUCCGUCUCACGGAUCUGGAAUUUCACCACAAUCUACAGGAGCUCUUCAGAAAGUACUCAAAGACAAUCAUGAAAGGUGGCACAUAUUCUUCAACGACAAACGUUUCCACAACCACAUCACCCACCGAGCACUAGCCAUGUGGAGCCUUGGAGCCGAUGGUGCCAUUAUCGAAGCAGCUUACAAACUUGACAGCAGCUACCAACGCCCCGCAUUCAAGUCUCCCAAUGUUAUCAACGAGCAUAAUUUCAAUGAGCACCUCGGUGACGAGAGGUACUAUCAGGCGUAUAGGGCCUUCUUCACACGAUUCAUACAAGACAAAGGCAUUCCAGCUGCCGUUGAAGAGUUUAUCUUCUCUCAUAAAGCCAACCUUGGUCCUGAUCCAAACCUUUCCAUCGACAAGCGGCCUCAGAUGCUGGAUCGCUUCCUGUCUGGUCUUCUUCACCCAAUAAUACACACGGGCUAUGGCGCCGAAUUCCGGCUACCUGGAAUGGUUGUCGAAGGUCUCGCAGAGACGGCUGUUCAUGUACCAACGUCCACAGACUUGAUUCCCGCCUCCUUGUUUGAGGAUGCCGGCUCACUUGGUAACGUGGCUGCAAGUGCGGGAGAGGCCAUUGGAAGCGCAUUUUCUUCUACAGUGCACGCCUUUGAUCAUGCACUUGACACCGUCCUACCUAGAUCUCUCCAUCUCAACACGGAUAGAACUGGUUCCACCAAUUAUCCUCCUGCGUCUGCACCCCCUCGCAACAUCCGUCUCCGAAACAACGAGGGUCCACCUAACACACACGCUUUGACCAUCCUCGCCCGGGUCUUACGAGAUCCUCGCUUUGCCCCAUCUGCAACUACUGAGAGGGACGACGCAAAGAUUUACGCCGCGACAAUCAAGUUACAUGCACCAGCUAUCGUAGAGUAUGCUGCACAGUGGACUAUCAAUCUUGAGGCUCUUAAAAAUGGGAAGGGUGAGGUCGAACGGAAGGUUGAGGAAUUGGCGUGGACUGUCUGCCUGCUAUACGGAGUCGCAGGUUGGACGGGGCGUGCAAAGGAGCGUUUCAAUGCGGACUUCUUUUUUUUGCAUCUGGUCACAUCUUCUACCUUCUUGCCGUCUAUUCUUGCAAUAGUGUCUCCACACUCUCAAGCCCGCUUUCUUCGCGCAUAUCUAACUGUUGUUCUGACCAUUUACGUUGCCCGCGGACGCCCGAGUCUUGAUCUCCCCGGAUUCUUUUCCGAACCACUCGGGUUUACACCGCCUGGAGCUCAGCCAAGCCCACACGAGGGCGUCCUUCCCUCUGUCAAUGCCAAAGAAGCAGUCACCCCAAACCCGUUCCUUUCCAUUAUUCAAACCAGUGUCGUUCAUCCAGACGAGCACCUGCCCAAGGUUCAGCGGUCGCUAGCGACGUGGGCGCAGAUGUUUGGCACCCGCGUAUCUGAAGUCACGAAGCAGGGAAGACUCUACGUCAAAUCUGAUACACCCGGUCUCGCAGGGAUGCAAAAGAAGAGCGACGCAGCGGCAGGAGGAGAAGCUGCAGGCCUGGGGAUGGGCUGGGGGAUGGAUGCAUUCACGGACGAUGCUGAAGAGUUGGGUGAAUAUCAUGCUUCUCAUCUUGACGCGGAGGGCAGAGCUGAUCAUGAACUUGUGGCUACGGAACUUCCGGGAGCGGAGUACAUUGAUGGAACCCUUUUCGUUCGCACGGCUGAGUUGACUGCGAAUCGGAUGGGGUGGGUGAGGGAAGGACAGAAGCCGGGUGAAUUUUGGGAUUUCAGAGGAUUUUAUGGUGAUGAUGAUAAGAAGGCGGUAAGAAGGGCUAAAUUCUGA